GGGCUUGAGUCGUGCUGGAAGAGCCAUGUCGGACUCGGAAGACUAUUCCUCCGAGGAAGAUGAAGAUUACCUUCCUUCAGGUGAGGAUUACAGUGAAGAUGAUGUGAAUGAAUUGGUGGAAGAGGAUGAGCAGGAGGAGAAACAGUCACAUGGAGAAAAGUGCAAAAAGCGUUCCGAGGGGAUCACAGGCCGGAAGAGGCACAAAGGAGGUGGCCUCUCCUUAGAACAGGGUGGCGAAACCUCGAAAGAUGAUGCAGGGGACAGCAAGGAUGGCGAUGAUCUGGAAGAGAGUCGCCCGGUUGUAAAGGAGGAAGAGAAAAAGAAAAAAGAGGAUGCUCUGUGGGCCAGCUUCCUCAGCGACGUGGGCCAGGAACCCAGAGCCGCUGCUACUGUGGAUCCAGUGACCUGUGCACAGAAAGAAAAGCCAGCAGAGAAAAACUCUUGCAAGCCUCCAGAGGUGGCAAAGGAGCCCAAGAAGCCCACAGUCGCCAUUACCGAAGUGUUUGACUUUGCAGGCGAGGAGGUGAGGAUCACUAAGGAGGUAGAUGCUUCAUCCAAAGAAGCCCAGGUCUUUCUGAAACAACAAGAGCAAAAGGUGGUCAGCCCAGUUUCUCAUCCUACAGGUUCUGGAGUGAAGCGGCCAAGUGGCAUCAACAGCCUGCUGGGGAAGCUGGGUGCCAAGAAGCAGAAGAUGAGCACGCUGGAGAAGUCCAAGCUGGACUGGGAACACUUCAAAGAAGAGGAGGGCAUCGGGGAUGAGCUGGCCAUCCACAACCGGGGGAAAGAAGGAUACCUGGAGAGGAAAGCGUUUCUGGAGAGGGUGGACCACAGGCAGUUCGAGAUCGAGCGGGACAUCCGGUUGAGCAACAUGAAACCCUGAGGCUGCUGCGGAUCC
Messenger RNA from Euleptes europaea (tarantolino), 895 nucleotides. RefSeq names its product craniofacial development protein 1 (gene CFDP1). The record is from RefSeq and is a predicted model, not a curated record. Lineage: Eukaryota; Metazoa; Chordata; Lepidosauria; Squamata; Sphaerodactylidae. The transcript has 7 exons. The coding region runs from base 26 to 880 and encodes 284 amino acids.